AUGGAUGUCGUAUUGAACCAUUCAAAGUUGGCCGACAAAGGAUCUGAUCAACCAAAGUUUACUGUAUUCCCCCAGUUACCCACGGAACUUCAACUUCUUAUCUGCAAAAAUGCAGUCACGCGUCCCGAGCCGAUAGAUCUGAGCAAAAGAAUAAACCACAGGCUUCCCGACAUCAUUCGAAUAUCAAAGCUCUUCCAUACCGAAGGAAGCAGAUUGUACUAUGGAGAAAACACUUUCCUCAUCCCACUGCCCAGCCGCCUCGCUCGGGAGGAGAACAUUUUCCUGGACCAUUGGCUAUGUGACAGCUCAACGAGUGAGACUGUCGCCAAGAUGGGUCGGAUAAACGUACAGAUAUCGCUUCCGCCGGAUAGAGCAAGUCUUGCAAAUUUGUUACUACUGGCAGUACACUUCAGUAAAGUCUCAAGCAUAGAGGCCAGGAAGACUGUCGUGUUACAACCUGUCAUCACUCUUCCGCGCAGACACAACUUGGUUGUUCCUCUGCCAGCAGUCACCACUGAGCUCCAAGAUCAGAUAUCGAACGCUUUCUGGCGCAUAUUUGACACGAGCAUCCAUGAGCUGGCAACCGGCACUUACAAGAUUGUGUGGGCGGAUGAGGAAGAGAUGGAACUGAAUGCUGGUGUGCCACUACUCGAGAGAGCUGUUGCUUUGGGUAGAAUCUGUGAAGAGUUGUGGUCCGCCAUCAUGACCGUCUGGAACUCUGGUCAAAAUGUGCGCUGA
Aureobasidium pullulans EXF-150 is the source of this 738-nucleotide messenger RNA. RefSeq lists its product as uncharacterized. The transcript has a single exon. NCBI's taxonomy places the organism in Eukaryota, Fungi, Ascomycota, Dothideomycetes, Dothideales, Saccotheciaceae. The record is from RefSeq and is a predicted model, not a curated record. Bases 1 to 738 code for a protein of 245 amino acids.